AAUAGUAAUUAUAUUUUACUAACCGAAAUACCGAAAAAAACCGAACCGAACCGAAACCAACCCGAUAUUCGGAUUGAACACCCCUAAUCCAAAUGAAGCCAAACUAUUGUUUCAUUCUCCAAAAUAUAAUAAAAAGAAUAACUUAAUCCCGCGCAAGGCGCGGGUCUUAUCCUAGUAUAUUUAUAAUUUGUAAAUCAUCAAAAGUGGACCCGUUAUUAGGCAGUGAAUUGGACUUAUGUAACCUAACGCCAAAGACGACAUGGUAGACUCUUGUUCUUGUAUGCAUAUAGAGCUGCCGUAGUUAUUAAAAUCAACAGGCGUGUUAUUAUUACUUUGACCAACUAAUUAGAGAAAAUAAGAGGGUUGUUUCUUUUCCAAGAGGAAGAUUUAGAAUAUUAAUUUGAUCUAGAUCAAGUUGUUGGACCUGGUUUAGCUGAACCGGGAUUCUGAUUCUAUUAGCAUUUAGCAACAACUUGGGACGAUUAUUCACAUUCAAAGCUAAACCGAAUAUACCGGGAAUCAAGGUCAGCUCCUAACAAUGUAAAAAGUUUGACCGGUCAAACAUUUAGUAUGCUUCACCAGUCUUCGCAGAAGUUACAUAUGCGUGUGUGAUCAUAUGAAAUUUCUUCAUAUAUAUAAACAACACAGAGAGAUCAAUUCCAGAACACAUCGAUCUGCUUCUUGCUGCAACACACCACAACCUUAAUUAUCACUCAUCAUAUAUACUCAGAAAUGGAGAAGUCACUGGUCAAAACUCCAUUGAGAAAGCUAAGAAGAAGAGGAACGAAACGGUCCUGGAGAUUGAAGCAGAAGCUCAAGCUGACGUGGAAGUCUAUCAAGAUCCAGGUAAGGUCACAUCUACCUGGCGCCUUCUUGUCAACCAAGAAACGCCUCACGCCCGUGAAAUCAAGAAAUCAAGAACAAGAACUAGCUCAAGUGGCCAGGAAGAUCUGCAAAAUCACCAACGACUCCACCAGUUCGCUGGCGUUUCUUCUUCAGCUUCCGAAGUAUUCAGCAACUGAUUUUCUAGACCGCGGCGAUCUGAUGACUCCAGCUGCGUCUCCAAGGGAAAACAUAUCCAAAAUGUGGCGUGAGCUUCACGGUUCCAAGAACUGGGAGAAUAUUCUUGAUCCUCUACAUCCAUGGCUGAGAAGAGAAAUAACCAAAUAUGGAGAGUUCGUGGAAUCAGUCUAUGAUUCUCUCGAUUUCGAUCCUUUAUCUGAAUUCUGCGGAAGCUGUAGAUACAACAGGAACAAACUCUUUGAGGAGCUUGGUUUAACAAGACAUGGUUACAAGGUAACCAAAUACAUCUACGCCAUGUCUCAUGUGGAUGUCCCUCAGUGGUUCUUGAGCUCAUCUUUGGGAGAGACGUGGAGCAAAGACUCUAACUGGAUGGGCUUUGUCGCUGUGAGUGGAGACAGAGAGUCUUUGAGGAUCGGUCGGAGAGACAUUGUUGUGGCGUGGCGUGGCACUGUGACUCCUACUGAAUGGUUCAUGGAUCUUAGAACUAGUAAAGAGCCUUUCGAUUGUGAAAGUGAACAUGGCAAGAGGGUGGUGAAGGUGCAAAGCGGGUUCUUCAGCAUCUACAACUCCAAAAGCGAGCUCGCAAGGUACAAUAAAGAAAGUGCAUCUGAGCAGACAAUGGAGGAAGUGAAGCGGUUAGUUAAGUUUUUUAAGGAAAGAGGCGAAGAGGUGAGCUUAACCAUCACCGGUCAUAGCCUUGGAGGUGCAUUGGCGCUUAUGAACGCUUACGAGGCCGCUAGAGAUGUUCCGGAGUUAUCUGGUAACGUUUCUGUGAUCUCAUUUGGUGCGCCGAGAGUAGGUAACUUGGCAUUCAAGGAACGUCUAAACAGUUUAGGUGUUAAAGUCUUGCGUGUGGUGAACAAGCAAGACAUUGUCCCUAAGCUUCCUGGUAUCGUGUUCAACAAGGUUCUAAACAAACUCAACCCCAUAACUUCGAAGCUAAAUUGGGUCUACAGGCACGUCGGAACGCAGCUCAAGCUCGAUGUAUUCAGUUCUCCUUACGUAAAACGUGAUUCGGACUUAGCGGGAUCUCAUAACCUCGAGGUGUAUCUCCAUGUUUUAGAUGGCUUCCACCGCAAGAAAUCAGGGUUUAGGGUUAACGCCAGGAGAGACGUUGCGUCUGUGAACAAGAGUACAGAUAUGUUACUGGAUCAUCUAAGAAUACCUGAGUGUUGGUACCAAGUGGCACAUAAGGGUCUGAUUCUCAACAAGCAGACCGGCCGGUGGGUGAAGCCAGUCCGGGCCCCGGAAGACAUUCCCUCUCCUUUAUCGACCGGACCAAAACUUAUAUAUAGCUCGUGAGAUUAAAAUAAUAAUUAGAUUCCUUCCAUUCAUUCGUUUCAUAAAUCAUUUGUCUUUGUGAAUUUUGAUUACAAAAUUUCAAUUUGAUGUACAUAUAUCAAGUUGCGAAUGCAUAUGUGUUUAUAGUACAUUUUAUACUAGUUACAACAUCUAAAGGAAAACCGAACGUGUCAAAAUACAAUAGAUAAGAACUAAAACAUGUACAUCCUUUACACGAAGCUAAAACAAUUUUGUAUUUACUCUCCUGAAGAGAGCACACACCCUUCUCAAAAAAAAAUUGAAUAACCCAUAAACCGAUCUCUACAAAAAAAAUCCAAGGGUUUUAGCCAUUAGGCCAAAUUUUCGCUGGUUUUAAUCCCAUUUCAGUAGUUUGUGAGUUCUAUUCUUGGAAUGCGAACUUCACCCACAUCCUAGAGCCAGUUAUUGAUCACAAAAUUUGUUGAUCGGUAUUGCAAAUCCAUACAAUAGAAGUAAAAAAAAUCUUGUAGAUGAUCUACCUAUAGUUCUCAAUUCUUCUUCCCAGAAACUUUCAGUAAAUGAUCUCCAUUAUCGAUUACGCAGUUGAAAUUUCUGAACAACACCAAUAGUCCUCUAACACACUAAUAAAGAAAUCAAAACAUAUCCAGAAUCUCCCACAUGUAACUUGUUACUAAUUGUGCAUACAACAUAUAAUGUACCAAAAAAAAGAACAUUUUUUUGGUAAUCAGAACAUUUUUGUUUUGAACCAUAAUAAAAUGUUGUUUCUCUUAUUCAAUAUCUCAAGGUAACAACUAAAUCAACACAGUGUUCAUUCAAUAUUUACUGACUAUCUUCUAAUAAAAAUGUACAUCUUGCGAUCGAUUAUCUUUUCUAAAAACGAAACUUUGGUUGGUAGCCUUAAGAACCAAGUUUUGUAGAAUGAUUAAGUUUUUUUUUUGGUGUUAUUUUAUAUUAUAACAUGAAAACGUAAACUUGAAAUCUGAAAUAUCAAUCGGAAGCCGUUUUGAUAAUCAAUAGAAAUUGUUGUGAAUUUGGAAAUGUCUUUUCUAGAUAACCAUAUUUUCAUUCUUAUUGGACUUUUCAUGACAUUAGUAUCUGGAUGGUAUCAUUAAAAAUUUGUUUGUUUAUUAGAGUUUUAGAAGCAGAAUGUAAACAUGCAAAAUUCUUUAGAUUUAUUAUAAGAAUUUGCAUCAAUUUAUAACUAUUUUUUUAAUCAAUCAACAAAAAUUUGGAAGAAAACUUAAGCCAAAAUUUCAACUUCCAAAACAAACUUUGUUUGUUAAUGGAAUGCAUAAGAUUCAUUUUAACUUUUCAUUGAAGACCUAAACAAUAUAGUAAUACUAUUUUUAAUUCGAUAUAACUACGAAUUAUCUAUAUAUCUAUAAUAAUAAAUGAGACUUCUUUUCCUUUUCAUGAUGACACCUCAUCAUUUUACAUAGGGCAAUUUGCGACACUUUGCAACUUCUGUUUUCAAUUGAGUUAGCAAUAUUUGCUUAUGGAUUUGGGCUGAUAUAGACUUUACAAAAGCCGAGACUAAAGAUUACCAUCUUCUCACCGGCCACCGUCUCCUUGUCUUGCUGCCCCUUCCUUUCCUCUACUCCAAGAAGCUUAUACUAUAACGCAUUCGUAUGCAUUGAUGCUAUCUAAUUAAGUCCCAUAAUUAUGGUUUCAUUGCCACUCCUCCCACUAAGUCUCAUUAAAUAAUAUGUAUGUAACUAACCUUUUUUUAGCUUGCCUGAUAUUGAUCUCCUAUAAAUAGACAUGAAAAACUUACUUAUUUUCAUCGCUUACACUUUCAAGCACUUCCGUAAGGAGAGAUAAUUGUACGAGUUAAGCGGGUUCAAACCACCACUUCAAGCUCCACCAUCGCCAUCCUCUGCACCGAGUUUGUUGAAAUCACCGCUGAUGUUCGUCCAAUACCCACACAUAUGUUCAGUUUCUGCAGCCACGACCAAUUCAUGUUGUUGGCAAACACAAACAUCGACUUUCCAGGUUAUGCUUGGGCAUAUAUAUAAUUUAUUUCAUCAGUCUUCUUAAUCCCUCAUCGUCUCGAGGAGAAGAGAAGAUUUAGAAAAAUCAAUCCCAAGGAAAGGCUCUCAAUUCUAAAGCCUUGAAGCCUUUUCUCCAACUCUCUUCACUCUGUCUCAGUUCUAAAGCCCUCACUUCAAGUGUAAGCAGUCAUAUCUCACUGUUCUUUAUACUUACUGGAAAGGUGAAUUGCUUACAGAUCUUCGAUUUCACUGUGAUUUAUCAUAUAUUCUGUCUUAAGAUGAUGAACGUACUGCAACUUCAAUAUCAAAAACGCCGACUCUUCUUUUUCUAUGCAUGUGGUGUGUUGAAGAUGAUAAGGCUUCCAAAUACCCAGGAAAAUCUCUAAUAUUAAGAUUAUUCAUGUCUUUCUUGAUUUUAAUUUCAAGAAAGAUAGUGAAUUUACAAAAUCUUCACUGGUUAUGGUUGUUAAUGAUUACUGAGACAUCAACUCUCUGAUUUUAUCUCCUAUAUAUGCCAUGUUCUGCUGGCCGAAAUUUCCUUGGAAGCUGGUUUAUUUAGAAUAAGUUAUUCUGAGGAGCUUGACCUCUGCAAAACGUUCCCUGCCUUGGACGCCAGGUAUAUGUUUGUAAGUUCACUACAAGAAUAAAUGGAUAUUGUGACAAUGUUUUUAGUCACAAUAUACAUAUAAUUUGUCACAAAUUAUCUAUUGUGACCAAUAUGUGAUGGUUUCUAAAAGGUCACAAUAAAGUCGUCACAAAUUCAACUUAGUCAUAAAAAUGUCACAACUAUAGAGACCAUUACAAUAGUAUCAGUUUUGUUACAAACUGUUACUAGAUAAAGUAGUCACAAAACUGACACAAAGUGUUACGGAUAAAUACGUUAGUAAGUACGACACAAUCUGUGACAAUAUUUUUUGUCACACAUCUGUUACAUUUUGUAACUAAGUAGGCACUUUGUAUUUGUGGCAAUUAACAAAUACUUACCAAAUAAAUUAUGGUUAUUGCGUGACUUUUAUAUGUUUUAAUUCUAUUUAUAAAACUAAUCAGUUUAAAUAAAUUAAAUAAAAGCUAAUUCAUGUUAAAAGAAAAUUAAAUUAAAAUAAAAAGAAAUUUAUAAUUAGAAUAUAUUUUAUUGACAACCCGAACUUCAUAUGGGUUAACUGGUUACAAAAAUUAAGCUGGUAUUAGAAACCAAUUAUGAUACAGACCAAAGCAAAGCAAAUUAGGGUAAACUGGUCUCCUACACCACCACCUCCUUUGCCUCCGUCAAAGGACUCAAACCACAGCAACCAAGCGAGAUUCUUAUACUCCUGGUCUCCUACACCACUACCUCCUUCUCCUUCCGCCCUUGUCUACACCUCCGCCAUCAUCAUUGGCUGUUCAUAUAUCAGCAACAGCGGCAACUCUGAUUUUCUGUCCUUCAUUAUCAGCUUGCGUCUGUUUUAGUUUCAACAUCAAUGAAUUUUUCUUCCAUUACAGUGUAAUAAUUGGCCGCUGCCGCUGAUCGCGGCGUCUUUAAAACGAACAGGGCUAGUCUCUUAGAAAGGAAAUUGCAGAUAUUGGUUUGGUAUAUAUAAGGUUCAUAAUGUUUUUUUAUUCAAGAAACUGACCUACCAAACCUUCCUUGGAAGCGUUAGUCAUAUAAAGCCUAAGAUUAUAUCCACUGCACCUCUCUUUGGAAUGAGUCUCAAAGGAUGUAAGCUGGGAGUUUUUAUGAGAAGACAAUCCUUGCAGAUACUGGUGGUACACAGGAAAUCUAACCACCUUAACAUUCAUUUUCCUGAAAAAAUUCUUUCACUCUUUUCCACACAGACAAUUGACUUCCUAUGAACCAGUAAAGUUGAGGCCAUCAAAACUAUCGAUGGGUGGUGCUAAAUUUCAUGUCCCAAAUGUUCCAAAAUACUGCAGCCUCAGAUAUGAUCCUUUAGUUGCACAACAUGUUGUGGUACCACCGCCGUUGGUGUCGCCAGGUAACACUUUACCAUUAUUGCAUUCAUGUUCAGUAAAGCUCCUAUCAAGUGAUGUCAUCGGGCUAACCAUAUGUCCGCCACUCAAAAAUGUUUAUGUGUUCUUCGUAACGGCCGAGAUGGAUGUCGAUGAUGGGACAAAGUCAGCCGUGUGACACCUUCGUGUGUUAACCAAAUAAGAAUUCCCACCUUCUCACUCUUCUUAACCAACUUUAGACAUGCUAAAUUUGACAUGUAUGCCUAUAUUAAAGCUUCCGUGAUAUGGUGACAGCCAGACAUGGUAUAUACUAGGAGCUAAGCUUCAAACAACCACCUAAAACAUGAGAUAUGUGUAACUUCUAAUCGAAACAGUUACACAUGUCUGCCUAUGAAAUGUUGAAACACCACUGGACUUCUUCACCUGGCGUGCAAGACUGUGGUGGAUAUGAUGAAAGGAAAGACUCGAGAAGGGAUGUGCACACACUUCAACAUCAAGAACGACUACCUGAGGAAGAAUCUGAGGUUUGCAAGGAGAAUGCGUGAGCCUUCGAUUGACGUUUGCUCCCUGGUGGUUUAGGAUAGUCUUCUAUUAGAUUUUGUCAUAUGUAUACGAACACCUAAUGCUUUGUUCUAUUAACAAGUUCUGUUAGUUUUUAUCAUAAAGUUGGGUCUUUGUGCUAUCUUUUGAUCUAUAGUUGGUCGCUAUCAUCAUCGUUUGAUCUAACUCUGUACAUACCUUCACACCAAAAAAACUCUCUACUUACCAGUAGACCAUGUUAUUGAUCCAAACGCAUGUUCCGAGGUGUGGAUGUUGAU
Molecule: messenger RNA, 7057 nt
Organism: Brassica rapa (field mustard)
Lineage: Eukaryota; Viridiplantae; Streptophyta; Magnoliopsida; Brassicales; Brassicaceae
Product: phospholipase A1-Igamma1, chloroplastic
Biological process (GO): lipid metabolic process
Molecular function (GO): glycerophospholipase activity
Source: RefSeq, a predicted model, not a curated record